Molecule: messenger RNA, 729 nt
Organism: Mastomys coucha (southern multimammate mouse)
Lineage: Eukaryota; Metazoa; Chordata; Mammalia; Rodentia; Muridae
Gene: Sofu1
Product: LLLL and CFNLAS motif containing 1
Exons: 3
Coding region: 75-407 (110 amino acids)
Biological process (GO): fusion of sperm to egg plasma membrane involved in single fertilization
Source: RefSeq, a predicted model, not a curated record
AAUGGAAUAAAGAUCUAGAAUGCAGGAUAUAGCCAUGGCAGUGAUGUCAUAGGAGACAUAGAGUCAAAGGUCCUAUGAAAGAGAAAGAGGAAAAGCGAUGCUGGCAAGAGCUCCACAGAGCAACACUCCUGACAGCUAUGCUGCUGCUGCUGCAAGUGAAGGGGGUGAAGACUCUGAAGGGCAGUGCAAGCCUGGAUGGUGACAAGAGUCAGAAAGAGCAAAAGUUCUCUGAAGAUCAGGGCAAGGAGGAAUAUGAAGAACACUUUAUGGUUUCAUCAGUCGGUGACCAGUGGCAGGAGAUAAAUAUGGUCCAGCAAGACAUGAUCUCCCAGGCAAUAACUCUCCGGGACCACCUCUUCGAUCUAGCCUUCUGCUUCAACCUGGCCAGCUUCAUGUUUUUUUUAUGAGAGACUUUGAGGUGGACGCAAUAGUCUGGAUCCUUCAUGAGGAUUUAGACAUCUACCUCCCCUUCCUGAUUGCUUACUGACCUCCUCUCCUAAAUGCCUCCUCAAAAUGCACACCCCUCUCCCUGUCUCUAAGAAGCACGUGGCCUUAGGAUUUAUCAACAGUUUCCCAAGUAUCACAUCCACCACCUAAUUGCCACCCCAACCCAGAAUUUCAUGUCCUGGGGCCAAAGACACCAAACCCACACCCUUCUCUCUUAAGCUUUGUCUGAAACAGGGAGGAGACAGUGACAAUAAAGUAGCAAUUGCAAUAAAAUCCUGAAAA